Racocetra fulgida is the source of this 141-nucleotide messenger RNA. The record is from the annotation of a GenBank genome assembly. NCBI's taxonomy places the organism in Eukaryota, Fungi, Glomeromycota, Glomeromycetes, Diversisporales, Gigasporaceae.
AUGUUCGGUGGUUUGGGAGGACUUGAAACUUCUAUUGAUGCGGAUCAAGAUUUAAAAUGCACCGGCGAAGAAGCGGAUGCUUUGUUUGAUUUAUGGAUAAACACAUGCCCCGGUCAAGGAAGUCGUACAAUAAGAACUGAG